This is a messenger RNA of Ilyonectria robusta, 839 nucleotides long. RefSeq lists its product as uncharacterized. The transcript has a single exon. NCBI's taxonomy places the organism in Eukaryota, Fungi, Ascomycota, Sordariomycetes, Hypocreales, Nectriaceae. The coding region runs from base 106 to 555 and encodes 149 amino acids. The record is from RefSeq and is a predicted model, not a curated record.
UUUCCUAUCUCAUAUAUUAUUCAACCGGGAGACUCUGAUCCUCUCUUUGGUCCGAACUCCUUCAGUAUUCCUGGAUACCCAAGCAUACGAAUUGGUGGAGAGGCUAUGUGCUUUGUGGACCAUCAGUCCAUUGAAACUGCGUGUAGCAUUUGGCCUGGAUGGGAUAGAGGAGUCGGUGGUGGGAACACUGGUUUUCGUCGUCGGGUUCGGCUAUGGUGGUUUUUUGGGGUCAGGCAUGGCUCACAACGCACGUUUUUGUUUUUCACGUUCGCUUCUUCCGCUCUUGUUUGGAGGCAUCUUCGGGUUUGGAAAGUUUGUUCCGACGCUUUUUGCGAGGAUGCGGUUAUAUCGGCGGUUCGCUUGUGCGUUCCUGGCAGCCUUUUGCAUAGGCAAGGCAUCUUGUACCGGGCUUUUUUGAUACCACGUCACCUCUUCGAUUCGUUCUUCUCCUCGAUUCUUCAUUCUUGGUACCAGGACACAAGUGGUACGACUACGGAACGAACACCCUCAGCGACGCCUCGAUCGAGUCUGGGUCUCGUUGAUGAGGUGGUCUGAAACCUACGGCUGGGCAGGUUUCCGCAGGCUCUGCCAUGGGGAUGACCUUGCGGUGUGGUUGGGCUUGUGGCUUAGCCAACAUUCCUGGGUCUUGGGCAAGUUUGAAGCAUUCAUUCACCAGCAGCGUUUUAUCGCUACGGGGUGGUUUUCUUGUCUUGUUUAGCUUGAUUGUUUGUCGUUAUUGAUAUUGAUUGGAUUCUUGGCUCCCACUUGGGACUUUCAUUGAUGUGGCUCGUUUGCUGUGCGGAUGGGACAUGUGCUUCUUGAUCCCCGGGGUUCAUCUU